Glarea lozoyensis ATCC 20868 is the source of this 1605-nucleotide messenger RNA. Its product is annotated as FAD-binding protein. NCBI's taxonomy places the organism in Eukaryota, Fungi, Ascomycota, Leotiomycetes, Helotiales, Helotiaceae. Gene Ontology annotation, molecular function: FAD binding. The coding region runs from base 1 to 1605 and encodes 534 amino acids. The transcript is spliced from 2 exons. The record is from RefSeq and is a predicted model, not a curated record.
AUGGCCUCCGACCUACUCUACCUCUGUUUGAUGACCGUCGUCUUCCUUGCCAUCUCUUCCAUUAUCUUGCAUCGACUGCUGAUUUCAAGACAUGAAUACGACAUAGAGGAGAUUGUCGAGUUGUCAGAGCCUACGCCUCUGGUCCAGAAACUUGUUUCACAACUUCCCGAUAGUGUUAUUCUACCUCAACACAGCCAGAAUUUUAAGGAAGGAUUGAACGCGUACUGGGCUCAACAAGAGUGUGAAAUUAUCCCUGCAUGUAUCUUACGACCCCGGAAUGUUCAAGAACUCAGUAUAGCAGUCAAAAUCUUAAAAGCGGAAUUUGAUGAGAGAGGGAAUGGCCAAAAGAAGGUCGGAAUAUUUGCUAUUCGGGGAGGAGGCCAUUCGCCGGUCCCGGGUGCUGCUAGUAUUGAAGGUGGUGUGGUGGUUGAUUUGAGAUAUUUGAGUAGUGUGACUUUAUCUGAGAAUGAAGAGACAGUAACUAUUGGUGGAGGUGCGAAGUGGAUGGAUAUCUCGAAGGUGUUGGAUAAGAAGGGACUUGCUGUCGUUGGUGGUAGAAAUGCUGCUGUUGGGGUUGGCGGGUUGACUUUAGGUGGUGGUAUCUCCUUCUUUACUCCCCGGUUCGGCCUCGUAUGCUCCAAUAUUGUCAGCUAUGAAGUCGUACUCGCUGAUGGAUCUAUCGUGGCCGCUUCCGCAAACAACAAUCCCGAUCUUUGGAAGGCAUUCAAGGGCGGUUCCAACAAUUUCGGCAUCGUGACGAGUUUCGCGCUCAAAACUUUUCCGUGCGGUGAUAUCUGGAGCGGUUUCCUAUAUUAUCCUGCAUUCCAGGCCUCCAAAGUCAUAACCGCUUUUCACGAGACCGUCAAUAAGAUGAAUAAUGAGAAUUUCAGCCACGCUGCUGGUCCAUUGACGUCCUUCUCUUAUCUUCCAAAACUCAAUCUGGAGGUGAUCGCGGUCAACCUCGUUUCAACCGAAGUCGCAGAGAACCCCAAGAGAUGGCCGCCUAGCUGGAGAGCGACUCCAUUCUCAUCGCUGUGGCGCUAUUGGAGCACCUGCAAGGCUCGCAGUUUGACCAACGCAACAGCUGAGCUCAAUGCACUCAAUCCUCCCGGUAGACGACAAACUUUCGGUACAUUGACGAUCAGAAACGAUCUAGCCACAAUAUCCACAGCACAUGCUUUGUUCCGCGAAGCAUUUGCUUCGCUUCGGCAUGUCAAUCCAAAAGGAUUACUGUGGACGAUUGUUUUUCAACCACUCUUCCCAUCCUGGGCUCGGAAAGGCGACAAAAAUCCACUUGGACUUCAAGAUACUAGCGAACCGCUUGUAAUUGUAAGCUUUACCGUCAAUUGGGACACUCGACUUGAUGACAUCUUUGUGAAAGAAACAGCGCGCGUCACCAUUGAGAAGAUUGAAUCUUUCGCACUUGCGAAUGGCACAAAUCAUCGGUUUCGCUACUUGAAUUAUUGUAAUGAGUGGCAGAAGCCGUUCGAAGGUUAUGGAGAAGAGAACCGGCAGUUCCUCAAGGAAAUAAGUAGGAAAUAUGAUGCAGAUGGAUUGUUCCAAAAAGGUUGCCUUGGUGGCUUCAAGCUUGAUGUUGAUUGUUGA